AGAGAAGUGAUAGAGUGUGCGUUAAAAGACAGAAAAAGCAAUUUAAAGAGAAUCGGGUGCAGACUUUCAGACCACGGUUUGUGAGGAGACAGAGAGAGGGAGAGAAAGACAGUGUCGCCAUUUCAAAAAUGAGUUUUGAGGAGCAGUUUUAAGGGACACACUGCGGAAGAUUCUGCCUAAUCGCACCACACAGGAGGCGCUCCUCAGAAAACACAUCUGUCCCACCAUCAACCAGUAAAUCUCAGAUGGAGCUGAAUGCGACUGAGAAGCGUCAUCGAACACGAUCUAAAGGUGUGCAAGUUGCCGUGGAGGCUGCACAAGAGCUGUUCAGCUGUCCCACACCAGGGUGUGAUGGUAGUGGACAUGUCAGUGGCAAAUACGCCAGACACAGGAGUGUUUAUGGAUGCCCCUUGGCUAAGAAAAGGAAAACCCAAGAGAAACCUCCACAGGAGCCAGCUUCCAAACGGCGUCUGUUUCUAACUAUGACUGAUGGAGAGCCCUCCAUCUACGAAAACUAUGAGCCGGAGGCUAUGGAGGAACAAGAAGAAGUAGAGGAAGUGGAAGAAGAGGAAGGGGAAGAUGAUGAAGAAGAGGAGUGCUCUGAUGACAAUGAGGAACCCGGAGAGGAAGAAGAGGAAGAGGAAGGGGAGGUGGAGAGAGAGGAGGUAGAGCAGAUGGAGGAAGAGGUAGAAGAAGAUGAGGAAGUGGUGGAGGAGGAUGGUGAUGAUGAAGAGCAGGAAGAGGAAGAAGAGCAAGAAGAUGAGGAAGAUGAAAAUGAGCACGAUGAAGAGGAAUACUAUGAAAAUCAGUGUCAUCAACAAGUGGACAAUUAUUCUAGUGGUGGACAAUCAAAAUCCAAUCAAAUGGUUGAGAAGGACAAUAACAAUAACAAUAACAUGAACAAUGAGGAGUACGAGAAUUAUGAUGAGCUGGUGGCCAAAUCCCUGCUUAACCUGGGUAAAAUUGCAGAGGAUGCUGCCUACCAGGCCAUGACUGAGUCGGAGAUGAACAGCAACUCCUCCAACAGUGCAGGAGAGGAUGAUGAUGAGGACUAUGAUGAAGGGAGUGAAAAUGAAGGUCAGAAGGGAGAGUUGAGUGUUGACCUGGACAGUGAUGUGGUACGGGAGACAGUGGACUCCCUGAAGCUUCUGGCACAGGGUCAUGGAGCAGUGCUGCCCGACGAUGGAUACCCAGAGUCUGGAGAUGCUUGUGGAGCUGGCCAUACUAACGGCCAUGGUCAGACAGAGGAGAGUGAGGAGGAGGUGUGCCUCAGUAGCCUGGAGUGUCUGCGCAACCAGUGCUUUGACUUGGCCCGGAAACUGAGUGAGAACCAACCAUCUGAGCGACCCACAAUGGAGCACCAGCUCGAGCAGCAGCAACAUCAUCAUCAUCCCCCAUUGCAUCACAUGCCGAGGUACGAGAGCUGCCACAUGGACCAGCAGAGACCCGUUGAGAGGAACUACUCAGAUAUGGUCAAUCUGAUGAAGCUUGAGGAGCAGCUCAGCCCAGCUUCCAGGGGCUACCCUUCUAGCUGUGCCCAGGAAGGAGAUGAGGAUACUACAUCAGUGGCCUCUGAACGUUCAGAUGAAGCUUUUGACAUGACUAAAGGCAACUUGUCCCUGCUGGAAAAGGCCAUUGCUCUCGAAUCAGAGCGUGCCAAGGUUUUGAGAGACAGAAUGGCAUCAGAACAGAUGGUGGCUCGAAGGGACAAUCAACACCUCCAUGGAGAUCACAGCCCAAGGCAGAGCAGUGGUGCAGAAGAACGCAGGGCCCGGCUCCAUCAUGAUGGUGCAAAAAGAGCAUAUUACCCUAAAGACUCAAGGGGAGAGAAAAAAGAAAGCAAGUGUCCCACCCCGGGCUGUGAUGGCACGGGCCAUGUCACUGGGCUGUAUCCUCACCAUCGAAGCUUGUCUGGCUGCCCCCACAAAGACCGCGUUCCACCAGAAAUUCUUGCAAUGUAUGAGAAUGUUCUAAAGUGCCCCACGCCUGGCUGCUCGGGACGCGGCCAUGUAAAUAGCAACAGGAACUCCCACCGCAGUCUCUCGGGAUGUCCUAUAGCUGCAGCUGAGAAGAUGGCAAAGGUUCAGGAGAAACAUCACCCCUGCGAAAGCUCCAAGUCCAACCAGGCAUCAGACCGUGUCUUGAGGCCUAUGUGCUUCGUGAAACAGCUGGAGAUCCCACAGUAUGGGUACAAAAAUAAUGUCCCCACAAGCACUCCGCGAUCCAACCUGGCCAAGGAGCUGGAGAAGUACUCCAAGACCAGCUUUGACUAUGGCAGCAGUUAUGACAACCAGCCUCAUGCCUACGGCAAGAGGUCCCUCACCCCCAAGAACCAUGAGCGAGACACCUCACCCAAGGGAUAUGAUGCCAAGCGCUACUGUAAGACCUCAAGCCCAGCCAGCAGCACCACGAGCAGCUACGCUCCCAGCAGCAGCAGCAGUCUCAGCUGUGGAGGAGGAGGGGGAGGAGGAGGCAGUGGGGGGGGAGGAAGCAGUGCCAGCAGCACCUGCAGCAAGAGCAGCUUCGACUACACACACGACAUGGAAGCCGCCCACAUGGCAGCCACCGCCAUCCUCAACCUGUCCACGCGCUGCAGAGAGAUGCCCCAGAGCCUGACUGGGAAAGGGCCCGAGCUCCUGGCACAGAGCCCUGAUGAUAGAGAUGGGGAUGAGAACGGAACCCUUGAUUUGAACCAGGCUGGAGGGUUGGGGGAGGGUAGUGGGGGAACAGUGCUGACCCCCCUGCAGCCAAUGUCCCCCCAGCGGCAAGCACUGCUUAACAGCCACUGCUACCAGAUAACCACGGCAGAGUGCUGGGACCUGCCUGUGGACUACACCAAGAUGAAACGCCUGGACGAGGACCACAAGGAGGAUGACCUGGACCCCUUUCAUGAUCUAUUGGAAGAGCAGCAGUAUUCUGGAGAGGUUACCCUCCCCAGCCCCAAACAUAAAUAUGCCCCCUGCAAGGAGAGCAAGAAGGAGCUCCUCACGUUAUCAAGCUGCCAACUGGCUGACAAAUGCAUGCGUGGUAUGAUGACAUCUAACUCCCAGGAUCUGAAGUGUCCUACUCCUGGCUGUGAUGGCUCUGGGCAUAUAACAGGCAACUACGCCUCACACAGAAGCCUGUCAGGUUGUCCCCGGGCAAAGAAGAGUGGUAUUAAAAUUAUGCACAGUAAGGAGGACAAGGAUGACCAGGAGCCAAUCAGGUGUCCUGUGCCAGGCUGUGAUGGCCAGGGUCAUGUGACAGGGAAAUAUGCAUCCCACCGCAGCGCAUCCGGCUGCCCACUGGCCGCCAAGCGUCAGAAGGACGGUUAUGUGAAUGGAGCACCCUUCUCCUGGAAGUCUGGCAAGACAGACGGCAUGACCUGCCCCACCCCAGGCUGUGACGGCUCAGGCCACGUCAGUGGCAGCUUCCUAACCCACCGGAGUCUGUCUGGGUGUCCCCGUGCCACAUCUGCUAUGAAGAAGGCUAGAAUGACAGGAGUUGAAAUGCUCACAAUCAAGCAGCGAGCGAGCAAAGGCAUAGAAAAUGAUGAGGAAAUUAAACAACUGGAUGAGGAAAUCAAAGACCUGAACGAGUCAAACAAUCAAGUAGAGUCAGACAUGAUAAAAUUGAGGACUCAAAUCACCACCAUGGAGACCAACCUCAAAUCCAUUGAGGAGGAAAACAAGGCCAUAGAGCAGCAGAAUGACUCACUGCUGCAUGAGCUUGCCAACCUCAGCCAGUCACUCAUCAACAGUCUGGCCAACAUCCAGCUCCCUCACAUGAAACCGAUGCCACUGAAAGAGGCCCCUGUUAAAAAUUACUGCUGUUUACAGAUGCCCCACAGAGAGCCGAUGAACGAGCAAAACUUCGACACUUAUGUGAGCACUUUGACAGAUAUGUAUACUCACCAGGACCAGUACCAGACCCCAGAGAACAAGGCCCUCUUGGAGAACAUAAAGCAAGCGGUUCAAGGCAUCCAAGUGUAGCUUGCCAGAAACUAGAGCUCAGCUGUUGGCCAAGUAAUGGGGUCACGUGAUCAAGCUGAGAAGCAAAAGCGCAAUUGAUAAGAAACAAAAGAAACCCAUCAUGUAAAAAGUAUUGAUAACUACUAUGAUUUUUUUGCUGCUGUAAUUUAUUGUAUUUAUUUGGCAUUCUUUAUGAUUCUGUUAUGCUUUUGAAAAAAUUACAUAACUUAUUUGUUGCCUUGCUUUACGAUGACGAUUACCAAUGGCAAAUGUUUCGAGGAACAUUCAUGUUUUGUACAUUUUUCAUAUGACCUGACAUAAUGUGAUGUACUGUUUAUAGCUGCUAAUGUAUGCACAUUUUAGUGUAUAUGUAUUUAUUAAUUGUAUACAAAAACCAUCCAUUAUUUUAAAUCUAAAAAAGGUGCAGAGGGGUUACACUGAGGGAAUGUAAGGGCAAUCAGCUUAAAACUGAGCUUUUCUUUAUGGAACUAAUGGGAAUUACGUGCUGUGGAGGUUGUUUAAUGGAUUUAAGUGGUACAUUUUUGUGGUUCAAAUUUUGGCUACAUUUUGUAACAAUAUUAAGAAAUGUUGUCUUUUGGUUCUGAAAACAUAUUUAUAGUGGUCAGUGUGGGCACUCUAAUGCAGAACGUGUAUUGUUUCUGUUCAUUUUUGCUUGUUUGUUCAGUUGGUUGGUUUCUCUCUUUUUUCCUUUGAAUUCCCUAAAUAGAUGGAAAAAAGAAAGCUUUUUGUGAAUGCAAACAUCAUGACACGGAAACUUACUGGUGUAAAUCCCAAGACUGAGAGAGAAAUACUUCAUAACUUUUCAAAUAUUUUCAAAGUCCAUUCUCUAAAUGUAAUGCCCGGCUAGUUAUGGCCAGUAACUACAGAAAUUUUCAAGGAGACAAUCCAACAUGAAUUAUUAAUUUAAUGAUCGUAAAAUGUUAGUGGUAGUAUGAUAGAAUAUCAGCAAUAUAUGAAAACUAAUCAAUCAUUUAUUUAGAUAUGGGAUGCAAAAGUUUGGGUAUAUGCAAUUUCUUAUUCUUACCAUAGUAGAAAGCUGAUGAAUCUUUUUACUAAAUGUAAAGUAUUAAGUUUUAUAUAAAUCUUUUAAUACAGUCAUGUUUUAGGGUUUAAACAUGGGAGAUAAGUCCAAAAGGAUGAAUGCAUUAUGAGUUCACAUUCCUCAUGUUCAAUUUUGCACAGGGACACCUUUAUUUCCAUGUUUUGGUGUUUUUGUUUGUUGCAGGAGAUCAAGGAGGUGCCCAGAAGUUUGAAAUGUGGGACGUUUUUUUUUUUUUUUUUUUUUUUAAAGAAAGUACAUCCGUGUGUGUGGGUGCGUGUGUGUGUGUGUGUGUGUGUGUGUGUGUGUGUGUGUGUGUGUGUGUGUGUGUGUGUGUGUGAGUGUGUGUGUGAAUGUUAGUUUAUCAGUGUGCUGGAUAUACAGGGUUAAUGUCACCAUCCAUGUCAUUGUGUCAUAGUAGGCUAAUGCGGCACUUGUCUUGUAGAUUUUGUCCAAAACAAUCAUGUAGAGAUUCAUCUGGUCACGAGUGCACAACAAAUACAAGUAUGUCAGCAAUGCAAACUCAUCAUAUUACAAUAAUGACUACAACAGUGAAUUCCAAUCAGUUGUAUACAGUAUUAAGAGAGGUCAGCUUGCCAUAUGUGGUGAUCUGCAAUUCACUUUCAUUGCUUUUUUAGGUUUAUGAGAUAUCAGCGGCACUUUAAUAAUCAUGGAAAUUGAAGUAACAUAUUAGGCUACUGAACCUUUUUGAUAAUUAAUCAUGGACACACCAUAUUAACGCAACCUGGUACGGGUCUAGAUUAGAGAAGUAUGGGCAAUUUCCAUCGUUAAGAGGGUUGUGUACUGACACGACCAGUUCAUAUUACUCCAUAAUAUCUUAAGGACAUGUACAGUCAUAGUUUGGGGACCCCACAUUCAUUUCCAAUUAGUAAAAGCUCUUUCAAGCAGGGGCAUCAAGCAAAGUCACAAACAGGGCUGAUUUUCAAUGGUGGGUUUUACAGUUGUUUGUUUACCAAGCAUGAGUUGAAACUGUCAGUGAUUUUAAGUGUAAAAUUGACUCUGGUUGAUGCUGUCUCAUGGGGCUUUAUUUCUAAUUAAUGUAUUAUUUUCUAAUAUUUAGGCUAGCAUUGCAUUUUAGAGAGCUCAUGCAAAUAAAGCUAGUCACUCUUAUUUGUUAUUCCGUAAUAUCCAGGCAUCUGCUCUCUUAUGCCACCUAAUUUCUUUCUCCAAAAUCUCUGUGUAUUCAGCUUAUUUUCAAGACAGUAAUGCUUUUAACACACUGAUAGCAAAAUACAAUAUCCUCUCAUCUAUUAUCAUCACUGAUUUGACAGGAAAAGGGGUUUUAAGCACAAUUCCGCUGCUCAUUUUUAGUUGGCACAUAUUGUAAUAUCUACUUCAAAAAGGUUAUCUGUGACUAUUUAAAUAGAAACUCUAUCUAUGGUGUCACAUGCUUGAAUGCAGAAUACUUUUCUUAUUAAUAAUUGUGAAAUCAUCAGGUUACAAGUUUCUGUUUCAAAUGGAUUUUAAUUACCAUUUUAAACCAGGAUUUUUCUAUAAAAAAAAAUAAAUAAACAUAGCUUUCUUAAUGUCUCUUGCUCUCUUCCUCUAUCCAGCUCUUUAGCUAUCUUUUCCUCUUUUAGUUUAUUUUUCAACCACAUGGCAUGAUUUCUGUUGGUAUGAUACUUUUUAUUUUUUUUGUUUUAUUUGUUUUUUUUUGCUCUAAGUGUUUAAGAUCACAAAUUGCAGUGAUAUUUCAUUUUGAAAUUGUGAACUUUGUACAAUUUUUAAUCAUGCUAGUGUUGACAUCUCUUACUCAAUAAAACUUGUGU
Messenger RNA from Myxocyprinus asiaticus (Chinese sucker), 6800 nucleotides. Its product is annotated as myelin transcription factor 1-like protein. Gene Ontology annotation, biological process: regulation of transcription by RNA polymerase II. The transcript is spliced from 23 exons. NCBI's taxonomy places the organism in Eukaryota, Metazoa, Chordata, Actinopteri, Cypriniformes, Catostomidae. The record is from RefSeq and is a predicted model, not a curated record. Bases 246 to 3971 code for a protein of 1241 amino acids. Gene Ontology annotation, cellular component: nucleus. Gene Ontology annotation, molecular function: zinc ion binding; RNA polymerase II cis-regulatory region sequence-specific DNA binding; DNA-binding transcription factor activity, RNA polymerase II-specific.